CGUAACUUUGAGAGAACCUUGCCGGAACAUUAGCUAAAGUUCAGAGAACAUUCCAGGGGAUUUUCAUGGCAGCUUCAUGAAGUGUUUGAGGUUUUCAUCAGAUCUCUUUCAGAAUGAGGGAAGUAAGACCCGUCCGUUGAACGUUCUCUGCUAUUGCACGUUUCAUUCAUAUUGCAACGUGUCAGUAUGUGUAGUAACAGCUGGAGCAUAAAAACCUCUGUCUUUGGUGAAUACAGUAGUGUGGAGUUGUGGAGUUGUGCUGCAGUGUUAAAGUUCACAGCUGAUUUAAACGUUUGAGUUGGCACAAUGGGUUUGAACGAGAAUGCACAGACUGUGACUAUGACGUCUCCCUAUCAAGAACAUCAGCCGCACAGGAAUGGAUCAGACACAUGGAAGCUCAAGGAUGAAGAUGAUGAUGGCAAAGUUGUGGUUCAGGUCCACAGUAAAUGGAACAACAUCCUUCUGUCGCUGGUGUGUGUUUUGUUGGGCGUCUCUCUCAUAAUGCUGCUGGACGGCUGUCGCUCCUCCUCUGACUCGUGGGUUUUGCUCGGCUCUGCCGGAUCCAUCUGGGACUGGACGUCUGUGUCCGUGGUGCUGCUGUUCACUGUCCUGCAGGCGGCGCUCUAUCAUCUACCUGUGGGACAGGUGAGUGAAGGCAAGAUGGGCUGUAAUGGAAAGCGUUUAAAAUACAAACUCAACGGUCUGUAUGCGUUCCUGCUGAGCGUGGCUCUGUUCUCGGCGCUGUGGUUCUGUGGCGUCCUGCGGGCCGGCACCAUGACAGACAGGAUCUUCUCUCUGGUCAGCGCUGGCAUGGCCAUCUCUCUGCUGCUCAGCCUGGCGUUGUACCUGUGUCCGAUCCACACACACGCCUCUGCACAGGUGCACUACGACAACACAGCGGAUCCUCUGCUGAAGUUUGCUCUGGGUCAGAAUAUGGAUCCUCGUCUGGGCAUCAUCGACAUCAAACACUUCGUCAUGGUCAGGAUCGGAUUCAUCGGCUGGGCCAUGAUGGAUCUGAAUUAUCUGCUGACCGCGAUAGAGAUGCAGAACUCGCUGUCUCUCUCUCUGCUGCUAGUGAUUGUCUUUCAUCUCAUUUACAUACUGGACUUCCUCAUCGAUGAGGAAUCUGUGCUGACGACCAAAGAGUUCACAGACGAGCCGAUUGGCUUCAUUAUGAUUUUGGGCGAGUUCAUCUGGAUCCCUUUCUUCUCCAGUCUUCCUGUUUACUUCCUUCUUCAGAGGCCCAAUCACAUCCAUUUCCUGUCGGCCGUGCCCAUCUGCCUGCUCUUCGGUAUUGGCUUCCUGAUUUAUUACCUGUCCAACGAGCAGAAAGAUGGCUUCCGCAGAAAUCCAAAUGACCCGGCCUACGCUUGUCUGCACACAAUCCGAAGCCCGACAGGAAGACGUCUUCUGGUUUCUGGAUGGUUCGGAUGGGUUAGACACCCUAACUACCUAGGAGACAUUCUGAUGACGUUUGCCUGGUGUCUCCCCUGCGGGUUCACCAGCGUUCUGCCGUACUUGCCGACACUCCAGUGCUUUAACAUAUUAAGGCAACGAGCCAAUGAGAUCGAAGAUUCAUGUCUGAAGAAGCACGGCGACGCCUGGCGAGAAUAUUGCCGUCGUGUGCCGUACAAACUGGUGCCUUAUGUGUACUGAAGAUCUGAGAUCUCUAAUGUGGAUUUUUUUGUACAUAAACUUCUAUCAAAGCAUG
Molecule: messenger RNA, 1711 nt
Organism: Ctenopharyngodon idella (grass carp)
Lineage: Eukaryota; Metazoa; Chordata; Actinopteri; Cypriniformes; Xenocyprididae
Product: delta(14)-sterol reductase TM7SF2
Exons: 11
Coding region: 307-1656 (449 amino acids)
Biological process (GO): sterol biosynthetic process
Cellular component (GO): nuclear inner membrane; endoplasmic reticulum membrane
Molecular function (GO): oxidoreductase activity, acting on the CH-CH group of donors, NAD or NADP as acceptor
Source: RefSeq, a predicted model, not a curated record